This is a messenger RNA of Eriocheir sinensis (Chinese mitten crab), 571 nucleotides long. Its product is annotated as trypsin-1-like. Lineage: Eukaryota; Metazoa; Arthropoda; Malacostraca; Decapoda; Varunidae. The record is from RefSeq and is a predicted model, not a curated record. Gene Ontology annotation, biological process: proteolysis. The transcript is spliced from 2 exons. Bases 1 to 513 code for a protein of 170 amino acids. Gene Ontology annotation, molecular function: serine-type endopeptidase activity.
AUGGCCAUGAAAUUCCUGGAAUGUCGGUGCAAACUUCACAAUAUCUUGCUGUCCAAGAUAAUCCAGAACGAAUAUUACCACGUUUUCACAAUCAGUAACGACAUUUCCCUUCUCCAACUGUCCUCCCCUCUGACCUUCAACAGCUUUGUUGGAUCUGUCGGUCUGCAGACUGUAAAGGAGUACAUGGGAGACUGCGUUGUGUCCGGCUGGGGUACAACCUCGGAGGGAGGCAGCAGUGCCUCUGUCCUUCAGUAUGUCGAUGUCCCCGCUGUCAGUGACGCUGACUGUCGCGCCGCUUACGGAGAAAAUGACAUCGAAGACUCCAUGAUCUGCGCUGGACUACCCGAGGGAGGAGUGGACGCCUGCCAGGGUGACUCUGGUGGACCUAUGGUGUGUGGCGGCCUCCUGACCGGCAUCGUGUCCUGGGGCUAUGGCUGUGCACGCCCUGACUACCCCGGCGUGUACGCUGAGGUGGCCUACUUCACGGACUGGGUCGCAGCUAAUGCUGUAUAAAUUCCAUUUUUCUCUGUGGCUGCUGUGCUGCCAGACACAAUAAACACGUCACACAGAA